Molecule: messenger RNA, 1110 nt
Organism: Dreissena polymorpha
Lineage: Eukaryota; Metazoa; Mollusca; Bivalvia; Myida; Dreissenidae
Exons: 2
Coding region: 166-987 (273 amino acids)
Molecular function (GO): protein binding
Source: RefSeq, a predicted model, not a curated record
UUCAACAAUUCUUUAGUUGCUUGAAAUCUGACAUAAGUAUUUAAUAUUUUGUUUGUUUGGAUAAUGUUUCUUUGGUACUGGAAAAUAUUAAAUAGUGAUGUUAUAAUUACCGGUAAAUUGAGGACAUACAUGAUUUGUUUUUCUUUAACUUAAACAAUAUUUAAGAUGGCGACCUUUUCUCAGUCAACUGUGCAAGGAAAGUCAGGGUAUAUAUAUAAUGUAAGAAUACCAAGAGAUUCAAGUAGAUGUCAGAUCAAUGCCAUCUGUAUUCUCUCCAGUGAUCAGAUUCUUGUAGCAGAUAAUGAUAAUAAUUGUGUUAAGCUACUAGAUCAGCAAUACCGGGUGAUAGGACACUGUGAUUUAAAUGCUCAUCCAAGUGGCCUUUGUCAAAUCACACCAAUUGAAGUAGCUGUUACGGUGCAUAAUGACAAGACACAUGCGGUCCAGUUUGUCUCAGUGAAUGGUGGACGGCUGGUUAAGGGCAGGCAGUUACAAUUUGAACAUUCAUGCUGUGGAAUUGCUCAUGAUCAGAAGGACCUGUACAUCACCACUGGCACUGAACUUUACAAGUAUUCAGGGAAUGGAGACCUGUUGAAGAGGCUUUAUGAGGAUACGUCUAGAGACUGUCGUACAGUAUGGACGUGUGCAGUUAGUCCAACAGGUGACAAGAUAUUUGUCACCAACUGUACCCAUCACAAGGUCCUCACCCUGGCUAGAGAUGGUACAGUACUCUGCACCUUCACAGACCCAGACCUAAAAUGUCCACUUGGUAUACAUGUAACAGCUCAUGGACAGGUGCUGGUCUGUGGAGGGGCAUCCGACACUAUCCUACAGCUUGAUGGGGAAGGCAGGAAGAAGCUAGCAACUCUUGGUACCAGAAAGGAUGGACUUUGUGACCCAAUUUCAGUCUGCAACAACAGGAGCACAGCCUCAUUUAUUGUGGGACAAUAUAAUAACGACAAAAUCCUAGUGUUUAAAGUACAAUAGUUUUGUUUCACAAGUUUCAUUACAAACAUUUUGGAACGUGUACUUAAAUCAUGAAUUCAUUCACCAGAUUCAUAUUCAGUGUUAGGUUUCAUCACAUAACUCGUAUGAGUGAUUUAUCUUGUU